Molecule: messenger RNA, 2610 nt
Organism: Cyphellophora attinorum
Lineage: Eukaryota; Fungi; Ascomycota; Eurotiomycetes; Chaetothyriales; Cyphellophoraceae
Product: putative transcriptional regulatory protein
Exons: 5
Coding region: 1-2610 (869 amino acids)
Biological process (GO): DNA-templated transcription; regulation of DNA-templated transcription
Molecular function (GO): zinc ion binding; DNA binding; DNA-binding transcription factor activity, RNA polymerase II-specific
Source: RefSeq, a predicted model, not a curated record
AUGGAUCCGCGUCAUGCCAUGGACGGCAUGGGUUACGACAUCAAUGCAUACGGUACACAACCACCUCAAAUAUUCGGCGCAUAUGGUCACAAUGGAGAAUCCAUGGCCGGUAUGCCAUAUCAGGGAGCCUAUUUCGAUGACGGCCUGGACGGCUUGGACGAUUCGGACCCAAAGAGACGCAGAAUAGCACGGGCGUGUGACAUGUGCCGGAAAAAGAAGAUCAAAUGUGACGGAAAGCUGCCCAAAUGCACCCAUUGCACGAACUACAAAACCCAAUGCGUCUUCACCCAGGUCGAAAAGAAAAGGAAUCCUCCGAAAGGCGCAAAGUACAUCGAAGGCCUCGAAAAUCGUCUGGGUCGAAUGGAAUCUCUCCUCAAGAUGUCCGGGCUUCUGACAGAGGAAGAAGCUGGACGGACCGAUCUGGGCACGCUGGAAAGACGCCUGGCCGACAAAACGACUUCCAGUGCCCAGCCGAGAGGCGAAUCGCCUCGGCCAUCGAAGAGCGGAGGAAGCUCGACUGUCAACGUGGCUGAUUCGCAGCGGAACACACCCAAUGUCGAUGAUCACUCGAGCCCCACCGAGCCAGAGGAUACUCCGGACACAGAAGCGGAGAAGAAGCGCCAGGAAGUCGAGAAUCUUUCCGACAUGAUGUGCUCGUUAGUCACGAAUAACGUCGGAGAGACGAGGUAUAUUGGCUCAUCUUCGGCUUUUUCGAUUUUCUCUAGUAAAGGUAUUGAAUGGGUCAACCAGAAGACCGGCGACAAUUCUUUCCAGGAAACCAUUCAGGAUGCUGUCAACGACGAGGAGAACAAAUGGAUGUACUGGAAGCCUGAGAUUUUUGGAGACAUCUUCGUCCGGCGUGUCUUCAAGCCACUUCCGCCGAAGGAUGAAGCACUGUCUCUCUUUAAGGACUUCUUUGAGAACUUUAACUGCAUGUUUCCGCUAUAUCAUGAGCCAACAUUUAUGCACCUGGUCGACAAGCAGUACUCGCGAGAUCCGUACGAGGGCAGCGGCUGGUGGGCCAGCAUAAACGUUGUGCUCGCUCUUGCCUACCGAAUACGGGUCAUGAGUAACGUUGUACCUCAAGAAGAUGACCAGAAAGCGUGGCUGUAUCUCAAGAACGCAAUGGGUGUACUGACGGAACUCACCUUGCGCAACACAGAUCUGCUCAGUGUGCAGGCUUUGCUAGGAAUGGCGAUGUUCCUAUGCGGUACUCCCAAUCCCCAACCAUCGUUCUUCCUCAUAUCUGCAGCCAUCCGACAAUCUCAUAGUAUUGGGUUGCACAAGCGGGGAUCUGGAUUCAAUCUCAACCCAGUCGAAGCCGAACAACGAAAGAGGGUGUUCUGGAUUGCCUACAUGCUCGACAAAGACACCUGCCUACGAUCUGGACGACCGCCGGCACAAGAUGACGACGACAUGAAUGUGGACCUGCCAUCCAUAGAUCCUCCGGACAACAUCGGCAAUAUACCACUAGAGAACGGCGGCAAGGUGAACCUCUUCAGACUAAUGUGCGAGUUUGCCGUAAUCAGCAGUAAGGUCUACCGACGACUCUAUUCUGUGCAAGCCUCUCGCCAAACAGAUGGUGAGCUCCUCAACACAAUUGGCGAGCUCGACAAAGAGCUUGAGGUCUGGAAAGACAGCAUACCCAUGGACUUCCGACCAGAACACGAAAUCAAGACUUCUCACGCACCAUUAAUACUACACAUCGUGGUGCUUCAUUUCUCGUACUAUAAUUGUUUAACUACCAUACAUCGCAUGUCAGUCCAUCACGGCUAUUGGACAAGUCGACUCUCCGACUACGCGAUACAGGGCUUGAACGCUAGGCCACUCAAUCCCAGAGUGUUCUCGUCAGCAGCACUGUGUGUGGCCGCCGCACGCGCAUCAAUUCAUCUCAUUAAGUAUAUCCCGCAAGGAGAUUUCGCGUGUGUCUGGCUCAUCAUCUACUUCCCGGUCUCAGCACUGGUCACCGUAUUUGCGAACAUACUGCAAAAUCCGCAAGAUGCUCGAGCUCGAGCAGACAUCAAACUGAUGGACCUAGUGGUCAACUUUCUCUCCAACGUCGUUGCCGAUGAGGGCAGUGGAUCGCUGAAGCGCAUGCUCAGUAUCUGUUCCGAAUUCGCCCGCAUAGCACGCAUCGUUAUCGACAGGGCUGAAAAGGACGGCUCGCGUAGGAAGAGGAAAGUCAAUGCCGAUGAUGCGCUGCGGUCGACUCAGACUGCGAUGGCCCAGGCACAGGCUCAGAUUAACGGCAACAAACGACCGCAUACACCACCAAAGAGCUUGAACGGUGCCAGUGUGUCACCGCGAAACCCAAACACAGCGGUCCAGUCGAAUGGACGGUCAGCAUCUCCAAUGGUGCAAAAUGCUGCUGCCAGCAUGCAAAACGCAUUUGAUCCGGGCCAGACGUUCUUCGGCACACCAGACUUUGCCUCGGACUACGAGAUGCCUAGCUCGACAAUGUCGCCGCUCAACAUGGGAGGGGCAUUCCAGCAGCCUUUCCUUCCUCAAGACCUGUGGCAGAUGCCCAUGACCUUUGAGUGGGACUGGGGAGAUUUCGGCAUGGGCAACUUCGUGCCACCAGAGCAUCUGAGCAAUCAGGCGACGCAAUAA